UUUAAGGGAAUUUUCCUAGCUUUUCGUAUAUGUGUUAGUAAAUUAAUUACUAUAGUUGUUUCAGCUAGAGGAGAUAAUUAUUUUGAGGAGGUACAAGGUCAAGCAAGGCUAGGAGACUACGAUCCGAUUACGUACCAUUUUAGGGGUGCAGACAAGUCUUUUGUAGAUGCUUUAUAUACAGAGUUUCAGAAGCAGAACCUAAAAGCUUUCCACAAUCAUGUUCAAAGCUAUGCGUGCGACAGAGAACUCCUGACUGCAGUUCAGAAUUCGAGGACUGCAGUUACUAUUCUAGGAAAUAAUUAUUCAUUUUCGCCAUGGUGUUAUGAUGAGCUUGUACGUAUUCUUGAAUGCCAUGGGGAAAAAAAAACGGUGCUACCAAUUUUCUAUAAUGUCGAUCCGUCUGAUGUACGAAAUCAAACAGGGAGUUUUGGAGAAGCCUUUGCUAGACACACAGAAACAUACAAGGACGGCCCAGACAAGGUUAAAAGGUGGAGAGCCGCUUUAACCGAAGUAGCAAGCCUCUCUGGGUGGGAUUCAAGGGGCCGGCGCGAAUCAGAGCUCAUUCAAGAUAUUGUUGAUGACAUAGGGAGGAAAUUGCACCCAAAGCUUCCUUCUACUGUCCCCUCUUCUUCGAUACUGGCUAAAACCUCAAAACCUUAUUGUUCUCAUUUGUCUUCUCAAAGAUGGAAGUAUGAUGUGUUUAUGUCUUUUAGAGGCAGAGACACCCGCCUGAAUAUUGUGGAUCACAUAUACCAUUCAUUGAAGCAGACAGGAAUUACCACCUUUAGAGAUGACAAAGGGCUUGACCGAGGACUAUCUAUUUCCUCAGGACUUGUAAAAGCAAUUGAAGAAUCACAGAUUUCCCUCGUCACUCUUUCAGCAGACUUUGCUUCUUCAGCUUGGUGCCUGGAUGAGCUUGUGCAGAUUCUUAAAUGCACAGAAACAUCUAACUUGCAGAGGAUUCUCGAGGCCUUUACAGAACAUGAAGAAGCAUCGUCAUUCAUGGUCGGUGUCAAGUGUAACACAAGGGAUAGGAAAAUAAGUAAAAUCAGAAUUUCGGUUCACUAUGGUGGAAAGUGGGAUAAUACUGCAUACACUGGUGGUAAUGCGACAGAGAUAGUGGUGUCAAAGGACAUUACUUGUGAGGAGCUUCUAGAUAGAGUGUAUUGUAUCGUCGGGAUAGAUCCAGAUGAGUAUGAGAUCAUAAUGAAGACUACAGAUGAAUCAGAAUUGCCUGCUCAACCAGUACAGAUAGCCGAUGAUGAGGACUUGGCAUUUUUCAUAGAACGAAGUCUACGUUUGGAUAAGAGGUCGAAGAUGAAUAUUCUUAAACCCCGAGUAUCUUCUUCUAGAACUAGAAGGAAAAUGAAUAAGCUUAGACUUUUGGUUAACUAUGAUGGGAAGUGGAGCAAUUCUACAUACUUUGGUGGUAAAACGAAAGGAAUUAUGGUUUCAGACAGCAUUAUAUAUGAAGAACUUGUGCAGAGACUGUAUUGUAUUCUUGGGGUAGAUCCCAGUGAAUACAAGAUCAUAAUAACGACAGCAUAUGCAUCAAAACUACCAACCCAACCGGUGCAGCUAAGUGAUGAUGAUGACCUGAGAUUUUUUAUUGAGGAGAGUCUGUCAUUGGACGAGGGCUCGAAAAUUCCUUUGUGCAUCACUCUCCGACGACAGUUUUAUCGUUGGCAUCAUUUUUCAUCUUCGUUUGUUCUUGUGCUUUCCUUUCUGUUGCUUGUCUUUGUGACUGUCUCCUACAAUGCCUUUCUGAGUACCCGAGCCCUAGAUUGCAAGCUAUGAAAAAAAAUUAGUUCAUUGUUAUUGUACUGGUCACUGUUGUUUAACAGAAUAAUGUAGCCCUAUAUGGUUUUCUAUUUCAAAUUAGUUUCCAAUUCCUGCAAAUUAUUUUCUUGCACUGAGCAAUUUUAUUUUUCUCGCACUUAACGUGCAUUUAAAUUUCUCGCAAUUCAUUUUGCAGAGUAUUGUAACGUAUUACUUAUCAAUUCAACCAUUUGGCUGGUU
Messenger RNA from Pyrus x bretschneideri (Chinese white pear), 2019 nucleotides. RefSeq lists its product as uncharacterized. The transcript is spliced from 5 exons. Gene Ontology annotation, biological process: signal transduction. The record is from RefSeq and is a predicted model, not a curated record. Lineage: Eukaryota; Viridiplantae; Streptophyta; Magnoliopsida; Rosales; Rosaceae. Bases 703 to 1797 code for a protein of 364 amino acids.